UCUCAUUUAAAUCUUCAAAACCCUUGUGUGCCCUAAUCCCCAAUCUCUCUACUCUAUCUCUACAAUGAUUUCUCACACACAUGCAACGGACACCCAGACCAAAUCCACCGACCUCGCAUCCAAAAUCCUCGCCGCCACAACGCCGCAGCAGAUCGCCGCCGUGUGCGGCGCAAUCGAGUCGUUUCUCCACAAACACACCCCGGACCAGACUCGCUGGUUCUUCUCCAUCACUUUCCCAACCCUAAUUUGCAAAAUCUUCGGCUUCGCCGAGUCGCCACCUCACCGGCCUCCCCAGUCCCCCACCGCCUGGGUCGACUCGGUCGAUUCUGAGCUCGCUUCUAGGGUUUUCAACCUCCUCUCCCCGAUUGGUGUCUUGAUGUCUUCGAUUUCGGCCGUCGAUCGUCUUUCGUUGAUGAAGUACGUGUUUCCGAUCGAGCGAUUGCCUGAGUGGGUUAGGUUUUUGCUUCAGAGCGAGCGAGAUUGCCGGGUUUUGGCCGAUUUCUGUCCCUUGUUUAAAGGUAGGAUCAAGGAAGAUUCAAUUAAGGGUUCGUUUCAAGUUCAAUUGAAUGUGUUUGAGUAUUACUUUUUCUGGUUUGCUUAUUACCCUGUAUGCAGAGGAAAUAAUGAGAAUUCUGAUACCGUGAGGGUUCGGAGGAGUCGAAAGUUUCGAUUGGAGAAUUGGGCUUCUUCAUUUCCUGGAUUAUCGACCAAUAAGCGUGGUGGCUCAGAGCAGAAAGUUGAGUGUGGUUUGUAUUUACGCCUUCUUUAUUCUUAUCUUCGUGCAUUUGUGCCAAUUUCUGUUAAUACACACCAACCUUAUCGUAGCUCGCUUCUACAUUACAAUUCGAGCUAUGAUAAUUCUGUUGUCGAUCAAGCCGAGUUCAUUGUUAAUGCCCUGAAACACUUUUGGUUAGUCGAUAACGAUUUCUCACCCGUACCUGUGAAUGUAUGCAAAUCGUUCGGAGGGUCGUUUCCUUUUCGUUCGGUUCUUGGCGAGACUCCGCCCACUUCUGGGUUGGGAGAGGUAGUCAAUUUGUUUGUUAAGUAUCUGAAUUUGAGUUCAGUUGCGCUUACUGAAGUGUCUGAUCAGGUUGAAUGUAGUGAGAGUCCUAGGUGGAGGGUAUUGGGAUCUUCUGAUGUUUUCAAGUCGAGGAAUGCUAUGUCAGCAACUUCUGGUGUGGAUUCUAUUGGUUGCUGGAACUCAUGGAUUCAGAGGCCAUUGUACCGGUUCAUAUUGAGGACUUUUUUGUUUUGCCCUGUGGAGACUUCUAUCAAGAAUGCAUCUCAGGUGUUCUCUGUUUGGAUUAGUUAUAUGGAGCCUUGGACAAUCAGCUUGGAAGAUUUUAAGGAGCUAGAGGCAGAUGUUGGUACAUUAGCUAAAAAUACGACAAAGGUGAAUCCCCAAUAUUCAUCUUCAUGGCAGGCCUUUGUAUUGUCCAAUUAUCUGUUCUACAGUUCCUUGGUUAUGCAUUUUUUUGGAUUCGCACACAAGUUCCUUCACACAGAUCCAGAAGUAAUCGUGCAAAUGGUAUCAAAGGUUAUUAACAUAUUAACAUCUUCUGGGGAGCUGAUUGACCUUAUAAAGAUUGUGGACACUGUAUUUCAUUCGAAACCGGCUACAUCAUCAAAGUCAAUGCUUAAUAGUUUGUACAGAUUUGUUCCAACAAUACGUGAACAACUGCAGGAUUGGGAGGAUGGCUUAUGUGAGAGUGAUGCUGAUGGAUCAUUUUUGCACGCAAACUGGAAUAAAGAUUUACGACUUUUUAGUGAUGGUGAUGAUGGUGGACAGCAGCUGCUUCAGCUCUUCGUCUUGCGUGCAGAGUCUGAAUUGCAAGCUGUUUCUGGUGAUAAUCUUGCAGUCAACCUUCAGUGCUUAGAUUCUCUGAAAAACCGGAUAGGCUGCUUAUAUGGCGGCCCUAUCAUCAAGUCAGUAGCAACCCCACUUGAAGGGAGACAACGUCAAGAAUCACGAAAUGAUAUUUUCAAGCCUAGACGAGUUGGCAAAGGCCGGUCAGCUGAUAUAGAGUUCAAGGGUGACUGGAUGAAGCGGCCCAUCUCCAACGAUGAGGUUGCUUGGCUUGCAAAGCUGCUUGUCAGUUUGUCAGGCUGGCUGAAUGAAAAUCUUGGGCUAAACCAGGGUGAGAACAGUCCUGCUUUGUCCUAUGUGGAGGUUUCAGGUGAUCUUAGCAAUGUGUGUGGACCCACAGAGACCAUGAAAGUACUGUUGUGUUCUGUUGGUACUUGGUUUAUCACAUCAUGUUGUGCAGCAAUUGAGUUCAUGAAAAAGCAUGGUUUGAGGGUGAAUCUCAGGAUGCUAGCUUCAAAGAAGGUUGUAACAGUGUUGCUUGCGAUUGUUGUAUUGAACGUACUGAGGAAGGCUAUUACAAAGACUCAAAGAGUGUGAAUAUGGUGUAAAAAAAAGUAAACAAACAGAUUGAGAGGUGAGGAAUCAAAAGAUUAUCUUCUUUCAUGUUUUACAGCCAUCGAGUUAUCUUGUAAUUAAGCGGUGAAUUUUUUUUGCAACAUGAGAUUUCAUUUGGCUUUUAUGGUUAGGUUAUUGUUUAUUUAUUUUCAAAAUAUUUUUAUA
Camellia sinensis is the source of this 2587-nucleotide messenger RNA. RefSeq names its product sphingomyelin phosphodiesterase. The record is from RefSeq and is a predicted model, not a curated record. NCBI's taxonomy places the organism in Eukaryota, Viridiplantae, Streptophyta, Magnoliopsida, Ericales, Theaceae. Gene Ontology annotation, molecular function: sphingomyelin phosphodiesterase D activity.